AUGUCCUUAUACACGAGUAACACGUUGUACCCCAAUGUAUCCAUCCCCAACGGUUUUCCCGCCAAAAUGGAGGAGAAACCACGGAACAAAACAAUUUUUCUAGACGUAACGCCUGCGCGAACGCCGCAUAUGAAACCCGCGUCCGCUAACUCCAUUGUCCCAUUACGAAACAACCUGACCGAUCCUAAGAUAUAUAAAGAUAUCAUCUACGAGAACAUUAAGCCUGUCUUCCUCCUGCUGCGUAUCAUGGGUAUCCUGCCGCUGACGAGACCAUCGCCUGGUCUGAACGAGUUCGUGAUAGCUUCUCCAUCGAUGCUCUACUCACUGUUCUGCUACGGGCUCCUGAUUGGAUAUCUCCUCUACCUCUCGCUCCAUAAGGUCCAGAUUUUGCGGACGGCUGAAGGCAAGUUUGAGGAAGCAGUCAUUGAGUAUCUCUUCACGGUGUACCUGUUCCCCAUGAUGACAGUACCCAUCAUGUGGUACGAGACGAGGAAGAUCGCUGGGAUUCUAAACGGAUGGGUUGAAUUUGAGAUCGCCUACAAAACCCUAUCGAAUCGGGUUCUCCCAGUGAAACUGUACAAGACGGCUCUCGCCAUAGCUGUCAUCAUCCCGAUACUUUCUACAACCUCAGUGAUAGUGACCCAUGUGACGAUGCUGCAUUUUAAGCUGAUGCAGAUCCUACCGUACAUAUUCCUGGAGAUUCUGACUUAUAUCCUGGGCGGGUAUUGGUAUUUGCUCUGUGAGACUCUGAGCGUCUGCGCUAAUAUUCUGGCUGAGGAUUUUCAGAUGGCGCUUAAAAACAUAGGACCAGCGGGCAAAGUAGCCGAGUACCGCGCGCUCUGGCUGCGACUGAGCAAGCUGGCGCGAGACACUGGCAUCGCCAACUGCUAUACGUUUACCUUCGUAAACCUCUACCUAUUCCUCAUCAUCACGUUGUCCAUCUACGGUCUACUCAGCCAGAUCUCCGAGGGGUUCGGCACGAAGGACAUCGGUCUGGCUCUGACAGCGUUUUGCAGCGUCAUGCUGCUUUUCUUCAUAUGCGAUGAGGCUCACUACGCGUCGCACAAUGUCCGAACGAAUUUCCAGAAGAAACUAUUAAUGGUGGAGCUCUCCUGGAUGAACACGGACGCCCAGACCGAAGUCAACAUGUUCCUCCGGGCCACCGAGAUGAACCCCUCGCAGAUCAGCCUCGGUGGAUUCUUCGAUGUCAACAGGAAUUUGUUCAAAUCUCUUCUAGCGACAAUGGUCACCUAUCUAGUUGUGCUGCUACAAUUCCAAAUAAGCAUACCGGACGAGGGACCAAGGAAUAUUAAAAGCGAUAGAUAUGACAACGAGACAUCCGGCGUCACAGACGCUACUACAUUAACCACGACUGUAGCAACUACAAUCUUGACCACAAUGGCCAAAAAGAAAAAGAAAAAUUAA
Messenger RNA from Aricia agestis (brown argus), 1425 nucleotides. It is a transcript of the gene Gr63a, whose product is annotated as gustatory and odorant receptor 24. The record is from RefSeq and is a predicted model, not a curated record. Gene Ontology annotation, cellular component: dendrite; neuronal cell body; axon. NCBI's taxonomy places the organism in Eukaryota, Metazoa, Arthropoda, Insecta, Lepidoptera, Lycaenidae. Gene Ontology annotation, biological process: sensory perception of taste. The coding region runs from base 1 to 1425 and encodes 474 amino acids. The transcript has 5 exons.